Messenger RNA from Ascoidea rubescens DSM 1968, 1190 nucleotides. RefSeq lists its product as uncharacterized. Bases 1 to 1170 code for a protein of 389 amino acids. NCBI's taxonomy places the organism in Eukaryota, Fungi, Ascomycota, Saccharomycetes, Ascoideales, Ascoideaceae. The record is from RefSeq and is a predicted model, not a curated record. The transcript has a single exon.
AUGACUGUUGGAGCUGAUGGAAGUGGUGGCGAUGGUGCUGGUGGCAAUGGUGCUGGUGAUAGCUUUGGUUCGAGUGGCUUGUCUUCUGGCCUUGACUACUGCGAGUUCUCAAACGCUAAGUUAAACUACAUCAAGAGUCUCAACACACUAAUCAAAGACAUUGUAAACAAUGAAAGCUUGACAGAAAAAAAUGCAGACAACGAGAUGAUCGUGGAAAACAUAAAGAACAUCGAGGACAACAUCAAGGAUUACUACGACAAGUUGAUCAAAGAGCCUAGGUACUUGGUGCAGAUCAUAAACCAGCUCAAUGAGUUUUUCUCCAACUUGAAGUUCACAUACUUGGAACAGUAUACCAAGGACAAGUUUCUAAGCUACAUCUUUGACUCCAAGUUUAUUACGAUAGAGGAUUUGAACAACAAAGUGAUUGAAAUUGGAAAGUUCAAAGAGGUGUUGAACGAGAAAAAAAGUAAGAGAGACGAUUUGUUCGUGGAGAUAAAUCAGAUUCUCAGAAAAACCGACACAAAAUAUAAAGAGAUCAACCAAACUAGCCAGUCGAAUAAAAAUUUGAGUGCGCAGAAUGACAAGUUGUUGCUACAGAUAGAUGUGGUAUCUAAAAAGUUACACACAAUACACAGCAACGGUGGUGAUGGAAACCAUGAUAACAGACAGAUCUUUAAAAGAAGAUUGGAUGAGUUUGACGAUUAUUCUAAUGAGGUGUCGAAGCAUUUGACUAGUUUAUUGGAUGAAAAGAAAUACAGUGAAGGCAACAUAAAUCAUUUGGAUAUUAUCAAAAAUCUAGACUACACCAAUACGAACAACGACAUGAACGAAUUCUUGGUGCUAAACUCCAAGCCCAUUUUGAACCGAAUCAUCAAAAAGAGAAAGAUGAUGAAUAGCGACUUGGAGCUCAAGUACAGCAACCAAUACUUGAAUAGCUACAACCAGCUACAUACAUCAUUGUCAAACUUAAACAGCAUCGAAAAAAAAUUGCUAGUUAGAAAGAAAANUUUAAUCGACUCCAUAGAUCAAUCAAACAAUCAACAGUUGAAAAAUAAACAAAAACACGAUAGUAACAAGAUGAUAAUAAAUGACAAAAACAGAGAAAUCUUGUCUCAAUACCUCUCAAGCGAGUUAAAUCUAAUGAAAAUUCUUUGCAACAACCCAAACUAAUAUACUAUAUCCCAUGAACA